GGCCGCUCCCCAUAGAUUUGGCCUGGGCUUUCGUUGUUUGUGUCAAGAGGGAGACCUGAGAAGUUGCUUGGCCUUUCGUGACCGUUGUCUUGGACCGAGUCCCGGGCCUCUGGAGCCAAAUUUCUGUCCUCUGGGCCUCCGUAACCCCAGGCUGUCCCCAGCGAGGAGGCACUUUAUUGGUUCUGGAGAGACUUUAAUCCUCGCCCUUUGGCCAAAAUUAUAGGAGCGUGAAGACAAGAAGAGAGGAUUAUCCAGACCGGGCAAAGCAUCCGUCCCUCGACAAGUCACGCAGGUGCCCUCUUGGGUCGGGGGAAGUGUUCGGGAAUUAAUCCGGGGGUCUCAGCAAACCAGAGCGGGAAAAAUAGAGUGCCCCCCACAACUAUGGAUCCGGGGACAACCGUGAGCAUGAAUGGAGCUGGACACUCUCUCGGCCCCACAGCCGUCAAGCCGGAGACGCCGCAAGGCUGGAGGAAAUUGUGUCGGCUCUUUCCGUCCAACUUUUGGGAAGAGGCGAAGAAGAUCUUGGUGCUGGCAGCGCCGCUGACGCUCAUCCAGUUGCUGGUGUUUAUGAUCCACGUCGUCAGCACCAUCUUCUGUGGACACCUUGGCAAAGUCGAGUUGGCGUCCGUCACCCUUGCCAUCGCGGUUAUAAAUGUGACGGGUGUCUCUGUAGGUUUCGGCUUGUCUUCAGCCUGCGACACGCUGAUAUCCCAGACAUACGGAGGGAAGAAUAUGAAGCGUGUGGGGAUCAUCUUGCAACGGGGCAUCCUCAUUCUGCUCCUCGUCUGUUUUCCUUGCUGGGCAGUUUUUGUCAACACCGAGCAAAUUCUCCUCCUCAUCCAACAGGAUCCAGAAGUCUCCAGGCUUACUCAAGUCUACGUCAUGAUCUUCAUCCCGGCCCUUCCAGCUGCGUUUAUUUAUCAGAUAGAGACAAGGUACUUGCAGAACCAGAGGAUCAUCUGGCCGGAGGUCCUCUGCGGCAUUGCCGGGAACAUUGUCAACCUGAUUGCAAACUACGUCUUUCUUUACCAGCUUGAUAUGGGAGUCAGGGGGUCCGCCUGUGCCAACACCAUUGCUCAGUAUUCGCAAGCCAUCGCUCUCUUCCUCUACAUCCGAUGGAAAAAGCUCCACGUUGAAACUUGGGGAGGCUGGUCCCUUGAAUGCCUCCAGGAAUGGGACGUCUUCAUGGCUUUAGCCGUCCCCAGCAUGCUCAUGACCUGCAUUGAAUGGUGGACCUUCGAAAUCGGGAGCUUUCUGAUUGGUCUUCUCAGCGUCCUUCAACUGUCAGCGCAAUCCAUCAUUUACGAAGUGGCCACUGUGGUUUACAUGGUCCCCUUUGGCAUCAGUGCGGCCGUCAGCGUCCAGGUGGGAAAUGCCUUAGGAGCCGGGAACGCGGAAGAAGCCAGGAAGUCCUCUGUGGUCUCCCUUUUAUGUACAGUGUGUUUUGUCUUCCUGAUGUGCGUCGUGUUGUCGGCCACAAAAGAUAUCCUGGCUUACAUAUUCACCAGCGACGAAGAAGUGAUAGAGCUGGUGGCGUGGGUGAUGCCAGUGUAUAUCUCCUUUCAUCUCUUCGAAGCCCUCUCUGCGACAACCAGCGGAGUUCUGCGCGGAACCGGGAAGCAAAAACUCGGCGCCAUCUUCAACGCCAUCGGCUACUACGCCAUCGGCCUGCCAGUGGGCGUUGUGUUGAUUUUUGUCGCCAAAAUGGAAUUGAUGGGACUUUGGGUGGGGAUGUUCAUCUGCGCCCUGAUCCCAUCCACGUUCUCCAUCAUCUACAUUGCCCGGAUGAACUGGAAACAGGCGGCGGAGGAGGCUCAGCACCGCGCAGGAUUGACUCAUAGGCCAACUAUGGAGGAUUCGAAUUCGGUUCCAGGACCAGCCAAGAUGGCACCUUCCUCCAUUACAGAAAACACUUGCAUACCUGGACCGACGGACUCCCAAAACGGUGUGGUGCUUGUGAGGUUUGCCGCGGUGGACGGGCCGACCUACCAGGCCGAGAGGACGGAGGGCGUCUCCGUCGUCGGCAAAGUAUUGACGACCAAAGAAUUGAUCGUGUGGAGGGGAUUGGCUAUCGGAGCUGCCCUUGCCGUCUUGGCGUUAGGAGUUGCCGUCCGGUUGUUCACCGUUUAGGAUUCGGAAAGACGUCAACCUCCCAAUUCAUCAAGCGAGAUCUAGGGGUGCCUUGCUUCCGAAGUAAAUCGAUGGACGCCAGUAACAUUUGAACCUGGAACCGGGAUCAGAAAAAAAACCCCGACGGACUCUCAAGAGACUAAGCUUUGGAGUCUUUUUGUUAAACAAAGAUCUUCCCUAAAGGAGAGACUUUGAAAU
Molecule: messenger RNA, 2328 nt
Organism: Sceloporus undulatus (fence lizard)
Lineage: Eukaryota; Metazoa; Chordata; Lepidosauria; Squamata; Phrynosomatidae
Product: multidrug and toxin extrusion protein 2-like
Exons: 17
Coding region: 382-2130 (582 amino acids)
Biological process (GO): xenobiotic detoxification by transmembrane export across the plasma membrane
Cellular component (GO): membrane
Molecular function (GO): xenobiotic transmembrane transporter activity; antiporter activity
Source: RefSeq, a predicted model, not a curated record